AUGCGUCUCCCCUACAGUACUGGGCUUCUCCUUGCCCUCGGUAUCGGUAGCUCUACCGCACUACUGACAGCGAACCUCCACAUCGCCUCGUUGUCGACAGAGCUUGAAUCCGACCAGACAACGUUCUAUUACGGUCUAUCAAGAAACAGCGGUCUGUUAAUCGGGAACGAUGGAAGUGCGGCGACUGGCGGCUUGCGGAGCUUCAAUUUUCAUGGGCUGAACGAGACGUCCGGAGCGACGCCCGGACGAACCAAGGUUCUCGGGGUCUUGUAUGGUAAUGAUCACAAAGAUAUUAUCGUUUCCAUCGCGGCGCCUGACUCCGUCAUUCGCGUUUUCGAUGUUAAUGGCUUGGAUGAAAUACCCUCUACGCACAAGAAGGCGCUGGGCGAUUGGUCGGCUUUGUGUACGUGGACGAGUCCGAGCGGUGGAAAGUAUUUCUACCUCUUUGGGAAGAAGAAGGCAAUUCAGUUCCUAGUGCGCACCAAUGGCUCGCAGGUCGAAAUUUUUGAGGUCCAAACGUUCCCGCUUUCCGUCGAGCCAAGCUCUUGCACUGUCUCUCCUAGAGAUGACUUUGUUUAUUUCGCCGCUGAAGAUGAUACCGUUUACAGAUUUACGGCCGCUGAGUCAACUACAGCUCCAGAGAUUGAGACACUGGGGCUAGUCAGUGGCGAGAUAUCGGGCCUCUCUGUCUACGUCUCAAGAAGCUCGUACUAUUUGUUCGUGACCCAGGAGGACAUAAUUGAGAUCUAUACACCCGACUUCGAACCAAUCGGAUCUCUGACCGUGACGGGUGCCGAAGAUAUCGAGAUUGCCGGAACGUCGAUCUACCAGUCAAACUCCACCCACUACCCAUAUGGACUACUGGGCUUCGCGAUUGAAAGUGAUUCGGGUAACGGGUUCGGCGUGGCGUCACUCAAGCCCGCAUUUACUGCUUUAGGCCUUCAGUUAAACACUUCUUACACGCCGCGCAAGAGCUCUGAACAUGGCCUGACGCAAAAUGGCUUCCUCAGCACCAACGGUACGCUUUCCUGUUUCGCUGGUUUUGCUGGUAGCAACUGCACCCAAGUUAUAUGCCGCAGCGGGUGCUCUGCGCACGGGGCUUGCAUCGGGCCUAAUGAAUGCAAGUGCGACAGUCCCUGGGCUGGACCUGACUGCUCCUGGAUCGAAGUCCCUGCAAAGUACGAGACUGACGCGAACGGCGGCGACGGCGAUGACCCGGCUAUCUGGGUGAACCCCACGAGCCCCAAUCUGUCGACCAUCAUUACGACUACCAAGUCCGAAAUUGGCGCGGGUUUGGCUGUAUUUGAUCUGAAGGGGAAAUUGCUCCAAACAAUGGCUGCCGGCGAGCCGAAUAAUGUAGAUGUUAUGUAUGCGUUCCGAGCUGGGAAUCGGACGGUUGAUCUUGCAUACGCUGCCUGCCGGCAGGAUGAUACUCUUUGUCUGUUUGAAGUCACAUCGGACGGUCUCCUAACCCCGAUAUCCGGCGGCGUUCAACCGACGCCCGACGACUACACAGUCUACGGCUCCUGCACCUACCGAUCACCGCUAAGCGGGAAACAGUACCUCUUCGUAAACGAGAAGUCAGGCACCUACCUCCAAUACGAACUCACCUCGUCGCCCAAUGGAACUCUCGCUACAUCGCUUGUUCGCUCCUUUACCGGCGGUUCGGGCGGCCAGCCGGAGGGAUGCGUCCCGGACGAAGAGAAUGGUUACAUCUUUCUUGGCGAGGAGCCAUAUGGACUUUGGAGAUAUGAUGCCGAGCCACAUGGUUCCAACAACGGUACGCUCGUUGCAAAGGUCGGCGAUGGGACGCUGCACGCGGAUGUCGAGGGCGUUACGCUUUUACCAGGAAAGACGCCCGAGCAGGGGCUGUUGGUCGUAAGUUGUCAGGGAGUCAGCGCGUAUUCGGUGUAUCGCCGUCAGGCGCCACAUGAGCAUGUUUUGACAUUUACGAUUGGUGAGUCUGAGGAUGGGGUUGUCGAUGGAGUGACGAAUACGGAUGGGGUGGCGGGGUUGUCGACGGGGUUGAAUGAAGAUUUCCCACAUGGAUUGCUCGUGGUCCAUGAUGAUGCGAAUCAGCUGGCCGACGGUGGUACAGCCGAGUUGGCGAGCUUCAAGCUUGUGAGUCUCAAGGAUGUGCUGGGUGCAGGAGGCGUCGGGCUGUUGGGUGAGGUUGAUGAUGGGUGGGAUCCGAGGGCUUGA
Molecule: messenger RNA, 2202 nt
Organism: Aspergillus mulundensis
Lineage: Eukaryota; Fungi; Ascomycota; Eurotiomycetes; Eurotiales; Aspergillaceae
Exons: 3
Coding region: 1-2202 (733 amino acids)
Molecular function (GO): inositol hexakisphosphate 3-phosphatase activity
Source: RefSeq, a predicted model, not a curated record